Messenger RNA from Cylicostephanus goldi, 636 nucleotides. NCBI's taxonomy places the organism in Eukaryota, Metazoa, Nematoda, Chromadorea, Rhabditida, Strongylidae. The record is from the annotation of a GenBank genome assembly.
AUGAAUAGGUUGGCCUUGAGGCAUGCUUUGGCUGAGUUGAACGGAGCUGAGAGUCAGGAAUAUGCUGAGCAUUUCCCUCGGUUUGAGAUGGAUGGCGAUGCAGUCUCUGCUCGUGUCCCAGGAGCAGUCAAUGGUCCUUUGAGCCUCGAUACUCAUGCUAGAGAGAAUCAAGGGUUACUUCGAGAAGAUCCUCAUCAGCAGAUGUUUUGGAAUGUUUAUAACACGAGUCAGCGUUUAGUGAGUGAACGUCUUCGUCGUGAGCGUAAUGCUGGAAUAUCAGUGAGAUGGACUGGAGCUUCCUUCAUGUUAUUCAUGCUGUUUUUGGUAGUGUCUCCUCUGAUUCACUAUCAUUAUGUUGCAAUGCCGGCUAGAUACGAGGAAGAAAGCAUAGUAGAUUAUAUAACCUGUCAUGUCAUUCACACCAUCCGCAAUCGCUCUGUAGAGUGGAUCACCGAAAAAGAAUAUCCAUCGCCUAACUAUUCGAACGAUGCGUCGUGGUGCUCGCUGCCUUUCAAGGAUGCUCGAGAUCGACUGGAAGGGAUUCUUGUGGUAUUCGUAAUCCUGCCAGUUUUGCCUUUUCUGGUUCUAUUAAUGGCAUUCUUGGCUGGAUUGAAUGGCUACGGACGGUUUGGAAAG